AUGGAGAAUGACCAUAUCGACGAAAUGGACAUUGAAGUCCUUUCUUCAAUGUGGCCUGAAGAUAUGAACGAAGCUGGAAAGCAAUUUAACAUAGAAAAACCAGGAGUUGAUCAAGAUAUGUUGGAGGAUAUUACUCUCAUGGAGGAGCCUACCAUAGUUGAUUUCAAGCGUCUCUUAGAGCUAACCAACUACAGUGAGAAGGGCUCCUCUCAGUUGGCUUAUCUUGUCAAAAACUGGGAAUAUAAGCAAGCCAAUGCUGUACGACUUCUUAGAGAAGAGCUGGACCACCUUAACAGACAACAGCAAGAAGUUGAGCUCAAGAAAUUGGAGAUAUUGGAGGAGCAUCGUUUUGAGGAAGAAGGAUACGGUGGCGAUAAGCGUCCAAUUUCUGUUAUGGACGAAAUUUAUGAUAUAUGGCAAGAUGUUCCUCGCAGGAGAAAUGAUGUUGUAGUUCAAGAUAAGAGACUGGAAAUAGAUGCCGAGUAUGACACUGUUGUAUACUGGAAGCAGCAUGCUAUGCGGUUAGAGAAACUAUUGGAGGCAAGCAUCCAGCGAGAGCAGGUACUGCUUGAGAAAUUGCAGGAAAGCAUAGAAAAUCUGGAAAGGCAGUCGUCACCAGUGGAGGAAUUGUCCCAGAUUUUGAAACGAGCCGAUAAUUUCUUACAUUUUGUUCUUCAAAAUGCACCAGUUGUUAUCGGCCAUCAGGAUAAAGAUCUUCGCUAUCGCUUCAUCUAUAAUCAUUUCCCGAGUUUGCGAGAGGAGGACAUCAUAGGAAAAACAGAUGUGGAAAUUUUCAGGGGUGCUGGUGUCAAGGAAUCCGAAGAUUUCAAAAGAGAAGUUCUAGAGCGAGGAUCUCCUGCAAAAAGAGAAAUUACGUUUGAGACAGAGUUAUUUGGGUCAAAGACAUUCCUUAUAUACGUGGAACCUGUGUUCAGCAAGGCAGGAGAUAAAAUCGGUGUUAAUUAUAUGGGAAUGGAAGUAACUGAUCAGGUGAGAAAAAGAGAAAAGAUGGCAAAGCUUCGAGAAGAGAUUGCUGUACAAAAGGCCAAGGAGACAGAGCUGAACAAAACGAUUCAUAUAACAGAGGAAACUAUGCGGGCCAAACAAAUGCUAGCGACCAUGUCUCAUGAGAUAAGAUCUCCUUUAUCAGGUGUUGUAAGCAUGGCUGAGAUUCUUGCCACCACAAAUCUUGACAAGGAGCAGCGACAGCUGCUGAAAGUCAUGUUAUCUUCUGGUGACUUGGUCCUUCAACUUAUAAAUGACAUCCUCGACCUUUCCAAGGUUGAGUCAGGAGUCAUGAAGUUGGAAGCUACAAAAUUCAGACCCAGAGAGGUAGUAAAGCAUGUCCUUCAGACUGCUGCAGCAUCAUUACAAAAGAUGCUAACCUUGGAAGGACACAUAGCAAAUGAUGUUCCUGUGGAGGUGAGAGCCUUACUUUGUCAUUAUCUACUCUAA
Ilex paraguariensis (yerba mate) is the source of this 1455-nucleotide messenger RNA. The record is from the annotation of a GenBank genome assembly. Lineage: Eukaryota; Viridiplantae; Streptophyta; Magnoliopsida; Aquifoliales; Aquifoliaceae.